AUGUCCACUGUGAGUCCGGCCGUAAAGCAUGCAGUGGAAAAGGCUAAGCCUGCGAAAGUAACGUACUUUCUUUUCAUCUUAAAAUCACUUCUAUUUCAUGGAUACUUCGUUCCUACAACACUCCUUCUUCUUCCGUUUGUGAUCCUCCGCUGUAUGAUCCCGUAUGGUCCAGGACGUUACAAGAAAUGGACUGUUAUGGAGACUGUGGGCGUUUAUUUGACACGUCGAGCCAUCCGAAACAUGUGCCGAUUUGGUAUGCAGCCAAUUCCUCCGCGUGAACAUGGCUGGCGUGAGUCAAACAACAUGCUUGGCGCAUUCCUGUCCUUGUUGAACAACUCUGGCCCUGGUGGAAUUGUAGCUAUGCCAUCGGCAGAGAUCCACCAGGUGGAAGAAAUGGUGAAGAGGGGUCGACAUGACCGUGAUUGGUUCAACCCACCGCCGCUGGAGGCUUUUAAAGGUAUUCUGUCGAUCAAGACCAGUCCAGAAGAUAUGGUGACAGACUCGGCUAUGUAUAAUGGCCCAGCAUUGGUGGAACCCAAGUGGGCUAAGACUCGUAUUCGUGGUUUGUGGUUCAUGAAAGAUGCCAAGAGUCAUGCACCCAAGCCAGGUCCUGCUGGUAGCCAAAAGCAACCUGUGCUUCUUUAUUUCCAUGGCGGCGCUGGUGUUACUUUCUCAGCAGGUGAUCCUUUCAUGGGCCAGACCCUGGCGAAGUCGAUUUCGCAAAUUGGCAAGAUGGAUAUGUUCUCAGUGGAUUACAACUUGGCGCCGUUUGCUCCGUACCCUGUGACCAUUGUCCAGGCUCUCGCUGGUUACUUGCAUUUGAUCAACCACUACGGCUACCACCCUUCGCAAAUCUUUAUUGGCGGUGAUAGCUACGGAGCCUGGCUCACCAUGCAGCUAGAGCACUACCUACGCACGGAUGGCAAGCAUAUCACAGAAGCAUUGAGCCACAAGAGUUCCUAUCCGUCUGGCGUGGCCGGCCUGUAUCUUUUGUCGCCAUGGCUCUACGUUUACGAUACCAAAAAGCCGUCUCGGUCUUAUGGCGGCAAUGGUAUGAAGUACGACAUUGUUGUGCUUGAGUUCCCGGCCUGGGGUGUUAGUGCUAUGAAGGUGGGUCCUAAGUACCAUAAGCGAUGCCCGCUUCCCCUGGAUAGUCCAUGGCUGAGCCCUGGCUGCAUGCCUAAGGAGGGUCUUUCCCAGCUUCCACCAGUCUUUAUGAUGCUGGGUGGUAUUGAGGCCCUGUAUGAUGAGGACAUGGAGUUUGCUCAUCAUUUGGAAGAGGCUGGUACAGAGCUUGAGCUUAUUGUGGAUCCGGAUGCUACACAUGACAUUGGUACUAUGGCCACAUUCUCGCGUCGUUUCCGCACCAUCUGUGAAGAAAGUGAGAAAUGGUUUGCUCGCAAAUCUCUGUAG
Messenger RNA from Malassezia pachydermatis, 1413 nucleotides. Its product is annotated as endoplasmic reticulum protein. Bases 1 to 1413 code for a protein of 470 amino acids. NCBI's taxonomy places the organism in Eukaryota, Fungi, Basidiomycota, Malasseziomycetes, Malasseziales, Malasseziaceae. Gene Ontology annotation, molecular function: hydrolase activity. The transcript has a single exon. The record is from RefSeq and is a predicted model, not a curated record.